Peromyscus californicus insignis is the source of this 1384-nucleotide messenger RNA. RefSeq names its product interferon alpha-12-like. Gene Ontology annotation, molecular function: cytokine activity; type I interferon receptor binding. The transcript has a single exon. The coding region runs from base 544 to 1038 and encodes 164 amino acids. Lineage: Eukaryota; Metazoa; Chordata; Mammalia; Rodentia; Cricetidae. Gene Ontology annotation, biological process: B cell differentiation; response to exogenous dsRNA; adaptive immune response. Gene Ontology annotation, cellular component: extracellular region. The record is from RefSeq and is a predicted model, not a curated record.
GUUUCUCUGUGUAGCUUUGCGCCUUUCCUGGAACUCGCUUUGGAGACCAGGCUGGCCUCGAACUCACAGAGAUCCGCCUGGCUCUGCCUCCCGAGUGCUGGGAUUAAAGGCGUGCGCCACCACCGCCCGGCUGAGUUUUUAAAUUUAACUCUACUUACGUUUGUCAUUUUGACAUUGCUGAGUUUAAAACAAAAUUUUGCAAUUUCUCUUAUUUCUAAAAAAGAUAUAAAGUACAUAAAUAUAUUAUUUUGUAUUUAUUAUUGAAAAUUAAUUAUGAGUACAGUUAGGAAAAAAUUUCUAGCAAGGCUCUGGAGACAGGAGAGGGUAAACAAAACAAUUGAGAAACACUGCUCUGGACCCAGUAGAAAAUAUGUGGAAGAAAAUAAAAACAGAAGUAGAAAGUAACGUGGGUGACAAUAAGAAAACUAACCUCAAACAUUCCUUACUUAAGUCAUAGCAACAAAACAAAGGCUGUAGAGAACCUAGAGGGGAAGGUUCAGGACCACAGAGCCCAGAGGACCAGCAGCAUCUGCCACAUUUACAAUGGCCAGGCCCUGUGCUCUCCUGACAUUCCUGGUGAUGAUGCACUCCUGGUCAAGCUGCUGUCUGGGAUGUGACCUGCCUCAGACUCAUCACAUCAGGAACAAGAGAGCCUCCACACUCCUGGCACAAAUGAGGAGACUCUCCUCUUUCUCCUGCCUGAAGGACAGAAUGGACUUUGCAUUCCCUCUGGAGAAGGUGGAUGCCCAGCAGAUCCAGAAGGUCCAAGCCAUCCCUGUCCUGCAGGAGCUGACCCAGCAGGUCCUGAUCCUCUUCAGCUCAAAGGACUCAUCUGCUGCUUGGGAGACAAGCCUCCUAGACACAUUCUGCACUGGCCUCCACCACCAGCUCAAAGACCUGCAAGCCUGUCUGAUGGAGCAGGGUGAGGUGCAAAAAACUUCCUCCAGCCAGGAAGACUCCCUGGUGGCUGUGAGGAACUACUUCCAUAGGAUUGCUGUCUACCUGAAGGAGAAGAAACACAGCCCCUGUGCCCUCUGACCUCUGUGGUCAGAGCAGAAGUCUGGAGAGAGAGAGAGCCCUGUCUGUCUUAGCCAUCUUUCUGUCAAGAUGGAGUCUUAUUCUAACACAGAAAUGAAAUGAUUCUCCCUGAUAUUUCAAAGACUUUUCUAUUGUAAUUUUGUGAUGAAUCCAUUCAAUCAGUGUUAGAUAUUUUUAAGAGUAGUAAGCUACAUUGUGUUCAACUCUAGGAGAAGUAAUUAUUUUUGAUGAACACAAAGAUAAUCCAUCUUCUUAAAAUAUUUGUUUAAUUAUUUAAAUAUGUAAGUUAUUUAUAUAUGUAUGUGUACUCUGACAUUUUAUUUACUAUAAAAACAGAUUAUUUGUG